Molecule: messenger RNA, 1374 nt
Organism: Chaetura pelagica (chimney swift)
Lineage: Eukaryota; Metazoa; Chordata; Aves; Apodiformes; Apodidae
Gene: DDOST
Product: dolichyl-diphosphooligosaccharide--protein glycosyltransferase subunit (non-catalytic)
Exons: 11
Cellular component (GO): endoplasmic reticulum membrane; oligosaccharyltransferase complex
Source: RefSeq, a predicted model, not a curated record
GGGCUGGUGGGACUGGUGGCCGGGGCCGAGGGGGGACCCCGCACCCUGGUGCUUCUGGAGAAUGGCAACCUGAGGGACACGCACUCGCUCUUCUUCCGCAGCCUGGCGGACAGGGGCUUUGAUCUCACUUUCCGGACAGCGGAUGAUGCUGGCCUGUCCCUGAUAAAAUAUGGAGAAUUUCUGUAUGACAACUUGAUUAUCUUCUCACCAUCCAUUGAAGAUUUUGGUGGAAAUAUCAACGUGGAGACCAUCACUGCUUUCAUUGAUGGUGGUGGCAGUGUCCUCGUGGCCGCCAGCUCGGACAUUGGGGACCCGCUGCGGGAGCUGGGCAGCGAGUGCGGGAUCGAGUUUGAUGAGGAGAGGACAGCUGUCAUUGACCAUCACAACUAUGAUAUAUCUGACCCUGGCCAGCACACGCUCAUAGUUGCAGACACUGAAAACCUCCUCAAGGCCCCCACCAUCGUGGGGAAAGCAGUGCUGAACCCCAUCCUUUUCCGAGGAGUUGGGAUGGUGGCUGAUCCUGACAACCCACUGGUGCUGGAUAUCCUGACUGGCUCUUCCACCUCUUACUCCUUCUUCCCAGAUAAGCCUAUUACUCAGUACCCACAUGCUGUUGGCAAGAACACCCUUCUGAUCGCGGGGCUUCAAGCCCGGAACAACGCCCGCGUCGUUUUCAGCGGCUCCUUGGAUUUCUUCAGUGAUGCCUUCUUCAACUCUGCUGUGCAGAAAGCUACUCCUGGCUCCAAGAGGUACUCACAGACGGGUAACUAUGAGCUGGCCGUGGCUUUGUCCCGCUGGGUGUUCAAGGAGGAGGGGGUGCUGCGUGUCGGAGCCGUGUCCCACCACCGUGUGGGAGAACUCACACCUCCCAGUGCCUACACAGUCACAGAUCUCGUGGAGUACAGCAUCGUCAUUGAGAAGCUUUCUGAUGGCAAGUGGGUCCCCUUUGACGGGGACGACAUCCAGCUGGAGUUUGUCCGCAUCGAUCCCUUCGUGCGCACCUUCCUGCAGAGGAGUGGUGGCAGAUACACCGUGCGCUUCAAGUUGCCCGACGUCUAUGGGGUGUUCCAGUUUAAAGUGGAUUAUAACAGGCUGGGUUAUACCCACCUCUACUCCUCCACCCAGGUGUCCGUGCGUCCCCUCCAGCACACCCAGUAUGAACGGUUCAUCCCCUCGGCAUAUCCCUACUAUGCUGGUGCCUUCUCCAUGAUGGUGGGACUCUUCAUGUUCAGCAUUGUCUUCCUGCACAUGAAGGAGAAGGAGAAAUCCGAUUGAGCUCCCUGUGGGAGGAGGAAGAGCCUUUUCCCUGUGGCCAGGCAGGGACGGGCAGCGUGUGGGACCCUCGUUUGUAGCUGUGUGAGGACUGGUAGGUGC